CCCCCCGUGGUGACAGUUUCUAGAAGCACGUCCCACCGUCCUUUGCGCUCGCAACAUGGAGGAGCUGACGGUGGAAGUGCGCGGCUCCAAUGGGGCCUUCUACAAGGGAUUUAUCAAAGAUGUUCAUGAGGAUUCACUCACUGUUGUGUUUGAAAACAAUUGGCAGCCAGAGCGCCAAGUACCCUUUAAUGAAGUCAGAUUACCUCCACCUCCUGAUAUCAAGAAGGAAAUUGGUGAAGGAGAUGAAGUGGAGGUUUAUUCUAGAGCAAAUGAUCAAGAGCCUUGUGGCUGGUGGCUGGCAAAAGUUCGAAUGAUGAAAGGAGAGUUUUAUGUCAUUGAGUAUGCUGCUUGUGAUGCCACCUACAAUGAAAUCGUGACUUACGAGAGGCUCCGACCUGUGAAUCAAAAUAAAACUGUCAAAAAGAACACGUUUUUCAAGUGCACAGUGGAUGUUCCUGAAGAUCUGAGAGAUGCAUGCGCUAAUGAAAAUGCACACAAAGAUUUCAAGAAAGCUGUGGGAGCGUGUAGAAUUUUCUAUCAUGCUGAAACUGCUCAGCUAAUAAUACUUUCUGCCAGUGAAGCAACAGUGAAGAGAGUGAACAUACUGAGUGACAUGCAUUUGCGCAGCAUUCGCACCAAACUUAUGCUUAUGUCAAGAAAUGAAGAAGCUACAAAACACUUAGAAUGCACAAAGCAGCUUGCAGCAGCAUUUCAUGAGGAAUUUGUAGUCAGAGAAGAUUUAAUGGGACUUGCUAUAGGAACCCACGGCAGUAACAUACAGCAAGCCAGGAAGGUUCCAGGAGUUACUGCAAUUGAACUUGAGGAGGACACCGGUACUUUCAGAAUCUAUGGCGAGACUGCCGAUGCAGUAAAAAAAGCCAGAAGUUUCUUGGAAUUUGUGGAGGACUUUAUUCAGGUUCCCAGGAAUCUUGUUGGAAAAGUUAUUGGAAAAAAUGGAAAAGUGAUUCAGGAGAUUGUAGACAAGUCUGGAGUCGUCAGGGUGAGGAUUGAAGGAGAUAAUGAAAAUAAACUGCCUCGUGAAGACGGAAUGGUACCAUUUGUAUUUGUGGGUACUAAAGAAAGCAUUGGAAAUGUCCAGGUUCUUCUAGAAUACCACAUUGCAUAUCUGAAGGAGGUAGAACAACUAAGGCUGGAAAGGCUCCAAAUCGAUGAACAACUGCGUCAGAUUGGUAUGGGUUUCAGACCUUCCUCUGCUAGAGUUCCCGAAAAAGAAAAGGGUUACACAACUGAUGAGAGCACCCUCUCCUCAGUGCAAGGUUCCAGAUCGUACAGUGGAAGAGGGAGAGGCCGCAGAGGCCCCAGUUACACAUCUGGUUACGGUACAAACUCUGAGCUCUCUAAUCCCUCUGAAACAGAAUCUGAGAGAAAAGAUGAACUUAGUGACUGGUCCCUGGCAGGAGAAGAUGACAGAGAAAGCAGACAUCAGCGUGACAAUAGACGACGUCCUGGAGGACGAGGACGCAGUGUGUCUGGAGGCCGUGGACGUGGCGGACCUCGUGGUGGCAAGUCAUCCAUUAGCUCUGUGCUUAAAGAUCCGGACAGCAACCCUUACAGCUUACUUGAUAAUACAGAGUCAGACCAGACUGUGGAUACUGAUGCCAGUGAAUCUCACCACAGUAGCAACCGUCGCAGGAGGUCACGCAGGCGAAGGACUGAUGAAGAUGCUGUUCUAAUGGAUGGAAUGACAGAGUCUGAUACAGCUUCUGUUAAUGAGAAUGGUUUAGAUGAUAGUGACAAAAAACCCCAGCGACGCAAUCGUAGCCGCAGGCGUCGCUUCAGGGGUCAGGCAGAAGAUAGACAGCCAGUAACAGUAGCUGAUUAUAUAUCACGAGCUGAAUCUCAGAGUAGACAGAGAAACCCUCCGAAGGAGACAUUAGCCAAAACCAAGAAAGAAGCGACAAAAGACACGAUUGAUGAAAAUAGCCCUUCUGAAAAGGCAGUGAAUGGUCCUGCUACGCCUGCUGUGGAUGAGCCUUCUAAAUUACAGCACAGCCCUGACGAAAAGAAAGUUACUGUUCAGGAGGAGGGAAAUAAUCAGGAAGAAGCAGUGCUGAAUGGUGUUUCAUAAACUGAAGUUCCUAGUUUACAGUUCUUCUACAUUACAUUUAAAAUAGUGCUUGUAUAAGCUUGCCAAAGAUAGAAUAUGGAUCGCCAGUCUUGACACCGCACUUUCAGUUCCUCCAUUUUGGAAUACAGAAAGGGGAGGGAUCCUGAAGAAAUCAUAUGUUAAACAUACUUUGACACCUACUGUGUUAUAAAUAUAUCAUCAGAUGUGCCUUGAGAUAGUAUAUGUAACAUUUAAAUAAACAAAAUUGCUGGCUAUA
Messenger RNA from Centrocercus urophasianus (Greater sage-grouse), 2345 nucleotides. It is a transcript of the gene FXR1, whose product is annotated as FMR1 autosomal homolog 1. NCBI's taxonomy places the organism in Eukaryota, Metazoa, Chordata, Aves, Galliformes, Phasianidae. The coding region runs from base 56 to 2089 and encodes 677 amino acids. The record is from RefSeq and is a predicted model, not a curated record. Gene Ontology annotation, cellular component: postsynaptic density; membrane; neuronal ribonucleoprotein granule. Gene Ontology annotation, molecular function: mRNA 3'-UTR binding; protein homodimerization activity; translation regulator activity. Gene Ontology annotation, biological process: regulation of translation at postsynapse, modulating synaptic transmission; regulation of modification of synaptic structure; regulation of dendrite morphogenesis. The transcript has 17 exons.